Molecule: messenger RNA, 2858 nt
Organism: Myotis lucifugus (little brown bat)
Lineage: Eukaryota; Metazoa; Chordata; Mammalia; Chiroptera; Vespertilionidae
Product: pikachurin
Exons: 20
Coding region: 216-2858 (880 amino acids)
Molecular function (GO): protein binding; calcium ion binding
Source: RefSeq, a predicted model, not a curated record
GCUGCUGGCAACUGGCUUCACUCCCGCACGCCGACCUCCGGCUGCGGUCCUGCCUCCUCGGACUCCUGGCGGUUGCUGGUCUAGCUCCCUCGGCCCCUCAACCCCUCACCCCCGCCAGGGGGUCCGCGGGGCCGGCGUCCCACUCGUCCCCCCAGGAGACACCCUUUUUCUGUGCGCCCGGGACUUGGUGAAACUUUGCAGGAGCCGGCGGGGAAAUGGAUUUAAUCCAAGGCAUCUUGUUCCGGCUCUUGCUCCUGGCUUCCAGCCUCCAGUCCGGCUCCGUGUUGCUUGGGGAAGCUCGCCGAAAACCAGGCAAGGUGGGGCCUCCUCUGCGCGUCGUGCUGGACGCAUUGAACUGUACGGCUUUCAGCAUCCAGUGGAAGCUGCCAAGGCAUCCCAGGCACCCCGUCGUGGGGUACACCGUCUCUUACUCUGCGGUGGGCGCCGAUGAACCCCUGCGGGAGCGGAACCGCAGCGUGCAGCUGGGCCAGGACUCCGCCACCGGGCAGCCCGAGCCUCCGGUGAUUUUUGAGGAAGUGAUCGGAGAUUUGAAACCAGGCACUGAAUAUCAAGUGAGGGUAGCAGCUUCCAGCCUGACAGGCAAAGGGUGGCUUAGCUCUCCUCAGCAUGUUACCACCUUGCCCCAAGAUUCCUGCCUGCCUCCAGCAGCACCCCAGCAGCCACACGUCACUGUGGUUUCCGAGUCCGAGGUGGCCCUAUCUUGGAAACCUGGAGAGAGUGAAGGAAGCUCCCCUAUUCAGUACUAUUCCGUGGAAUUCAUCAGGCCAGAUUUCGACAGCAGUUGGACCUUCAUCCAAGAGCGGAUCCAGAUGGACUCCAUGGUUAUCAAGGGCCUCGAUCCGGACACGCACUACCAGUUUGCAGUGAGAGCCAUGAAUCCCCACGGCCGCAGCCCGCGCAGCCCGCCCAGCCACACCGUCCGGACCUCCCGCCCCGAGGAGGAGGGAAGUGGCCGCUACGGACCCCAUUAUCUAACGAACACGGGAGUCAGCGAGGAUGACGAGGGAUUUGAAGACGACUUAGAUCUGGAUAUUUCCUUUGAGGAGGUUAAACCACUUCCUGCUACCAAAGAAGGGAAUAAAGUGUUGGUGGAAUCCAAGUUUGUGCCAAGAUCAAACCCAAAGACCAUUGCGAGGCUUGUCCCCCCGACUCCAGCCUCUCUCCCGCCGGCUCCGGUGGCUCCCCAGCCCACUCCGCUGAAGAGACAAGGGAAGAACGGUGUGCCUGCGAUGCCCAGGCUCUUUGACAAGCCGUGCGAUGAAACUCUCUGCCCCGGUGACAGCUUUUGUGCCAAUGACUACACCUGGGGGCGCUCACGGUGCCACUGCAACCUGGGCAAAGGUGGUGGGAGCUGCUCAGAAGAUGUUGCUAUACAGUACCCUCAGUUCUUCGGCCACUCCUAUGUAACCUUUGACCCUCUGAAGAACUCCCAUCAGGCAUUUCAAAUCACUCUGGAAUUCAGGGCAGAGGCGGAGGACGGCUUACUGCUCUACUGUGGGGAGAGCGAACACGAGAGGGGCGACUUCAUGUCCCUGGCCAUCAUCCGACGCUCACUCCAAUUCAGGUUUAACUGUGGAACUGGGGUUGCCAUCAUCGUAAGUGAGACCAAAAUCAAACUAGGGGCCUGGCACACGGUCAUGCUCUACAGAGAUGGGCUGGACGGGCUGCUGCAGCUAAACAACAACACGCCGGUGACGGGCCAGUCCCAGGGCCAGUACACUAAAAUCACCUUCAGGACGCCUCUUUAUCUUGGUGGGGCUCCCAGUACUUACUGGUUGGUCAGAGCCACAGGAACAGACCGAGGCUUUCAAGGCUGCGUGCAGUCGCUCACGGUGAACGGGGAGAGAGUGGACAUGCGGCCCUGGCCCCUGGGGCGAGCCCUCAGUGGGGCCGAUGUGGGCGAGUGCAGCAGCGGGAUCUGUGACGAGACCUCGUGCAUCCACGGCGGCACCUGCACGGCCGUCAGAGCUGACAACUACAUCUGCCUCUGUCCCCUGGGAUUUAAAGGGCGACACUGCGAGGAUGCUUUCACCCUGACCGUUCCUCAGUUCAGAGAGUCCCUGAGGUCCUACGCUGCCACGCCCUGGCCCCUGGAGCCCCGGCGGUACCUGUCCUUCAUGGAGUUUGAGAUCACCUUCCGGCCGGACUCGGGCGACGGCGUCCUCCUGUACAGCCACGACACGGGCAGCAGAGACUUCCUGUCCAUCAACCUGGCGGGGGGCCACGUGGAGUUCCGCUUUGACUGUGGCUCCGGGACUGCUGUGCUCAGGAGUGAAGACCCCCUCGCCCUCGGCCGCUGGCACGAGCUGCGUGUAUCUCGCACAGCGAAGAACGGUAUCUUGCAGGUGGAUAAGCAGAAGGUGGUGGAGGGCAUGGCGGAGGGCGGCUUCACGCAGAUUAAUUGCAACACGGACAUCUUUAUUGGCGGAGUCCCCAGUUACGACGCGGUGAAGAACAAGUCAGGCAUCCUCAGGCCCUUCAGCGGGAGCAUCCAGAAGAUCACCCUGAACGACCGCGCCAUCCACGUGAGGCACGACUUCACCCGCGGCGUGAACGUGGACAACGCCGCCCACCCGUGCGUGGCGGGCCCCUGUGCCCACGGGGGCAGCUGCCGGCCGCGGGAGGAGGGCUACGAGUGUGACUGCCCCCUGGGCUUCGAGGGCCUGCACUGCCAGCAAGCCAUGACAGAAACCAUCGAGAUCCCGCAGUUCAUCGGCCGCAGCUACCUGACCUACGACCACCCAGACAUCCUCAAGAGUUUCGAGUCUGCCAUCCCCCACAACACCGCCAGCACCAUCCUCGAAUUUUCCUUCCUCUUCAGGUUGACUGUUUCCUAA